Messenger RNA from Helobdella robusta, 924 nucleotides. RefSeq lists its product as hypothetical. The transcript is spliced from 2 exons. The record is from RefSeq and is a predicted model, not a curated record. Bases 1 to 924 code for a protein of 307 amino acids. Lineage: Eukaryota; Metazoa; Annelida; Clitellata; Rhynchobdellida; Glossiphoniidae.
AUGGCGGAAGGAAUAAUUAUCGAGGUUAAAAGCGAUAAAAAAUACGUAAUUGAUACGUUAUUGUGUUAUAUUUGGUAUGUUCGAAACCAGAUAAAUGAAAAAGAAAUGAAAACUUCUCUUUGCGAAUUUUUUGAAGUUGACGAUGUAAAAAAAAGUGCAAAGUUUUUGCAUCAUGAAGCCAGCACAUUAUCGCUCAGCCUGCCGAAGUUUUCCGAAGACGUUGACAAGAAUAAAAUGUGGGACGAAUUUCUUAGUAUAUGUCGGCUAAUUUUUGAAACUAAAGUCGAAGACAAAUUUCCCUGUUUUCUCGCUGAUGACUUGUGGAAAGUUACUAAUUGUGACAAUAGAUUCGAGAAAUUGUCAGCUGAACAGGUGAGGUUGCAAAAAAGUGUUAUUCAAAAUAGUCCGGGCGUUCUGGAAUUUCUUAAAGAACAUGGCAAUAUACUGAGUGAUGUCCAAAAAAAGGUGAACAGUAUCGUGUGCAGUGAUGUAUGUGCUGAUGGAGAUUCAGAUGUUGAGACAUCAGUCGCUAAAAAUUUGUCUGACAUUGCUGAAGAAGGUAACAAUGAUGAUGGAAAUUUUAUAACAGUCAGACGCAAGAAAAGAAGAAACAUUUUACUAUCAACUAAUACAAGUCCAUGUUGUCAUGCAAUAUCAAAGACCACUGUUGAACCUCAUAGGCCUACGCAAUAUAAAAUAUCAGCUAGUAAAAGGAGAGAUGACAAAAUAAAACUUGAUGAAACCCACCCUUCUACGUCAUUCCGGUUGUGUGUAGAUGAGAAGUAUGCGGAAAUAGUUGAAAGAUCAAGUUCUUGGCCUGAUUAUGUUCAGGUUAGGAAUUGGGUUUUCAAUAACAACAGCAAAAGAGGCAGCACCAGAAAUGCCGAUGUCAAUGUCAGGACAUGUUCUGAUGUGAAACGAUGA